ACAUGCUAAAAGAAUAAGAGAUAGAGAGAGAUGGGAAACAUGAAGUGCAUAAAGAUGUCCAACUCCAACCCCAUCAUCAUCCUGGUUCCAUAUCCAGCACAAGGACAUGUCACUCCCAUGUUUAAAUUAGCCUCAGCCUUCCUCAGCCAAGGCUUCAAGCCAGUGAUGGUCACUCCGGACUAUAUUCACCACCAGAUAGUCCGGAAAGUCGAACCGAAAGACAAGAUUUUGUGCAUGCCAAUCCCAGAUGGAUUGGACAAGGACACCCCGAGGGACUUCUUUGCCAUUGAGAAGGCCAUGGAGAACAACAUGGCAAACCCUCUAGAGAGACUUAUUCAUCAGCUUGAUGAUAAGGAUGGUGAUGAAGUUGUAUGCGUAGUUGUUGAUUUGUUGGCAUCAUGGGCUAUAGAUGUAGCCAAUAGAUGCGGGGUAGCCUGUGCUGGGUUUUGGCCUGCUAUGCAUGCCACAUAUCGCUUGAUCACUGCAAUUCCAGACAUGCUAAGGACAGGUCUCAUUUCUGCUGAUACAGGAUUUCCAAAACAACUAAGUGGUAUAUGCUUACCUAAUCAACCUGUGCUAUCUACUGAAGAGCUGCCCUGGUUGAUUGGCACUCCAGCUGCAAGAAAAGCAAGAUUCAGAUUUUGGACUAGAACCCUAGAACGAUCGAAAACGCUUCAAUGGAUACUUGUACAUUCUUUCCCAAAUGAAUACACCAUCAGCGAUGAACAACAUCAACAACUCGGUGAUCAAUUGUUCAAGAGCACCACAACCCAACAACCUCUUGUUUUCCCAAUUGGUCCUUUGAGCAAGCACACAACCACCAAGAACCCUAGCUUUUGGGAAGAAGACACGAGCUGCUUAAACUGGCUAGACAAGCAAAACCCUAACACAGUUGUUUACAUCUCUUUCGGAAGUUGGGUUAGUCCAAUUGGAGAGGCUAAGGUUAGAAGCUUGGCAUUGGCACUAGAAGCCUUGGGAAAGCCAUUCCUCUGGGUGCUUGGAUCUUCAUGGCUUGGAGGGUUACCAAUUGGGUACUUGGAAAGAGUGGCAAAACAAGGCAAAGUUGUGUCCUGGGCCCCACAAAUGGAUGUCUUGCAACACAAGGCAGUGGGAUGCUAUCUCACACACUGUGGGUGGAAUUCAACAAUGGAGGCCAUUCAGUGCCAGAAGCCUCUCCUGUGCUAUCCAGUGGCUGGGGACCAGUUUGUAAAUUGUGCAUACAUUGUGAAAGUGUGGAGGAUUGGGGUGAGAUUAAGUGGGUUUGGACAGAGGGAUGUUGAGGAAGGAUUGAGAAGGAUGAUGGAGGAGGAUGAGAUGAGCAAAAGGAUGAGGAAGCUAAAUGAAAGGACUAUGGGAGAUGAGGCUAAUUUGAGAGCUGUGUCAAAUCUCACUGCCUUCACUGAUCAGAAUAAGAUGUUUAGACUUGGGUAUUCUAAUAAUGGUGUUUAUGACUAUGUUUUCUAGAUUAAUUAUUCUAUUUAGUUCUUAUGUAAUUUUGUUGAGAGAUUUUCUUUUUGUAUUUGUUAUUUGUAGAGAGA
This is a messenger RNA of Malus domestica (apple), 1538 nucleotides long. Its product is annotated as UDP-glycosyltransferase 82A1. The record is from RefSeq and is a predicted model, not a curated record. NCBI's taxonomy places the organism in Eukaryota, Viridiplantae, Streptophyta, Magnoliopsida, Rosales, Rosaceae. Gene Ontology annotation, molecular function: UDP-glycosyltransferase activity.